Xenopus laevis (African clawed frog) is the source of this 1101-nucleotide messenger RNA. RefSeq names its product protease, serine 57 L homeolog (gene prss57.L). Lineage: Eukaryota; Metazoa; Chordata; Amphibia; Anura; Pipidae. Bases 46 to 807 code for a protein of 253 amino acids. The record is from RefSeq and is a predicted model, not a curated record. The transcript has 5 exons.
ACAAUUUUUGCUUUGGCAGCGCAAACAGAAGUGAAGCAUUUAGCCAUGCAACUUCUUGGGCUUCUGACCAUAGUCCUCUACACAUGGCCCUUCUCAGGGGCAUCUCGUAUUGUUGGUGGCCGUGAGGCAAGAGCCCACUCCAGACCCUACAUGGCUUCCCUGCAGAUCAGGGGGUUUAGUUUCUGUGGGGGUGCUCUCAUCAAUCAAAAAUGGGUCCUGACUGCAGCACAUUGUAUGGAAGAUACGCCUGUUGACUUGGUGCGCAUCGUUCUUGGAGCUCACAAUCUGCGCAGUCCAGAUAGCUUAGUCCAGGAGUUUCGUGUCCAAGAGUCUGUGAAGAACCCUGAAUAUAACCCUACCACCUUUCAAAAUGACCUUCAUUUGCUGAAGCUGAAUGACUCUGCAGUUAUCACUUCUGCUGUGAGGAGCAUUCGCCUUCCAGUUGCUAAUUCAGAUAUCGGACCCAGGUCAAAUUGCUCAGUAGCUGGAUGGGGAGACAUCACAGACUUUGGCACUGCACCUGUAGCGCUUAUGGAGACAAAUGCAGAUAUCAUUAGCCGUCAGGCUUGCAACAGGUCCUGGGGUGGAAGCAUCACCAAUACUAUGCUUUGUGCAGCUUCCCCAGGAGUUCGGGCAAAAGGUUUCUGUUCAGGUGACUCUGGAGGACCCCUUGUGUGCAGAAAUAGAGUGGAAGGAGCUGUGUCUUUCUCUGGACUGCUCUGUGGGAAUUCAAUGUUUCCAGAUGUAUAUACCCGUGUCUCAUCCUACCUGCCUUGGAUCCAAGCGGUGAUCAGGAGAUCUGACUGAUACAAAAGCACAUAUCCUCCAAUGGUAUUAGUCUGUUACUGUUAGCAACUGGAAAUGAUUAUUGGCCUCAUUUACUAGUAGGUGGUACAUCACUAGCAAUAUUUUUGUUAUGUUCUUUUUUGAAAAUGAUACAUCACUAGCAAUAUUUUUGUUAUGUUCUUUUUUGAAAAUGAUGCUGUAUGUGAUGUAUGCUAUCAAACGGAUAGGAACACAAGUAUGCAGCGUUCCAUGUGUACUGCUUUUUAUUACAUAACAUGAUGAAUUCAUGAUUUAAUAAAUGCUAUUCACUCUUAA